AUGAACUCACAGAGUGCAGCAUAUCCUGUGAAUAAUACUUUUGUGCGUCCAGAAAUGUUCUACAUAAGUGGUUUGCAAGAUAUGCCCUUUGCUAACUAUUUCUAUAUUUUUUUACUAGUUAUAUAUUUUCUUACUGUGUUUUCUAAUAUAUUUGUUAUUGUACUAAUAUAUUUGGAGCAAAGUCUUCAUAGUCCAAAGUACAUUGCUGUUAGUCACUUAGCAUUAGCUGAUUUGUGUGCAACUACAGCUGUCGUUCCUAAACUAAUAGAUACAUUUCUUUUUAACUCAAAUUCUAUUAGCUUUGACGCAUGUCUAGCUAACAUGUUUUUUGCCCAUUAUUUUAGUGCAGUGCAGUCACUUUCUCUUGCAAUAUUAUCUUAUGAUCGCUUUCUUGCUAUUUGUUUCCCUUUACAAUAUCACAGUAUUAACACUAACAGUAGGAUGAUGAUAAUUAUAUUCUGUGUUUGGCUCUUUACUGUGGUCACCAUAUUUAUAACUGUAAUCCUAAUUACCAGACUCAGCUUCUGCAAGUCCACGGUGAUAAACAGCUAUUUCUGUGAUCACGGACCUGUGUUUCGCUUAGCCUGCAAUGAUUUUACCCCCAAUAUAAUAAUGGCUGUUGCUUAUACAACAUUGUUUAUAUUUGUACCACUGGCAUUCAUUCUUUUUACAUAUUUAGCGAUUGGAACUGCAUUGCUAAAAAUUGCAACAUCAGAAGGAAGACAGAAAGCACUAAAAACCUGCACUUCACACAUCAUCUUAGUGGCAAUGUUUUAUACUCCAUUGGCAGUUACAUAUUUGGUGGAACAAAUGCGUAGAUCAAAUUCAAAUGCGAGAAUUUUAAGUAAUUCAUUGUCAGCAACAAUUCCACCAAUGCUCAACCCCAUAAUUUAUACUUUAAAAACUGAAGAGCUGAUGAAUUCAAUUAAAAAAUAUAUAUCAAAAGAAAACAAGAGAGGGAACACAAAGUAA
This is a messenger RNA of Polypterus senegalus (gray bichir), 972 nucleotides long. Its product is annotated as olfactory receptor 146-like. Gene Ontology annotation, biological process: G protein-coupled receptor signaling pathway. Lineage: Eukaryota; Metazoa; Chordata; Cladistia; Polypteriformes; Polypteridae. The record is from RefSeq and is a predicted model, not a curated record. The transcript has a single exon. Bases 1 to 972 code for a protein of 323 amino acids. Gene Ontology annotation, cellular component: membrane. Gene Ontology annotation, molecular function: olfactory receptor activity; G protein-coupled receptor activity.